Molecule: messenger RNA, 2476 nt
Organism: Petromyzon marinus (sea lamprey)
Lineage: Eukaryota; Metazoa; Chordata; Hyperoartia; Petromyzontiformes; Petromyzontidae
Biological process (GO): extracellular matrix organization
Molecular function (GO): protein binding; extracellular matrix structural constituent conferring tensile strength
Source: RefSeq, a predicted model, not a curated record
UGGCUCGGUUGCACCGGUGAGGCAUUUGCCUCUGUAGUCGCAGGUCAUCGUCGCCGGUGGUCGCGCGCCGACCCAAAACCUCUCCGUCGUUGCCCCUCAGGUCGCGAUGCCGCCGCCGCCAGCAGCGCUCCAGUUGGCCGCCAUCGCCGCCUUCCUGGUGGCGUCCGCGAGCCCCAGCUACUACCCGGACGCCUCCAGUCCCGUGCUGUCCGCGGGCGUCCAGUCGCAGUUCUCGGUUGCGGGGGGGAGGUCCCCCCAGACGUUCGUGAAGCAGGCGACAUACGCAGGGGUGGGGGGGGGUCGGGCAGGGGCGGUGGGGGCAGUGGGGGUGGGCGGGCUGGGCCCCCACCCACCUCUGGGCGCCCUCCCACCGAAGGGUAAACUCAAGGACAAGUGGAUCGAAGUUCCGGUCGUUCUCCAGCCAGGCCCCCGGGGUUUAAAAGGCCCCCCCGGAAAGCCAGGCCUCCCAGGCCUCCCAGGAGUCGGCCAGGCCGGCCCUCCAGGCCCCACGGGUCCCCCAGGGGCCCCUGGGACCCCCGGCCUCCCCUCACUGGGGACCCAAGGACAUCCGGGUCUCGUUGGUCCUCCCGGUGUAGCCGGCCCCAAAGGUCCAGACGGAGCUCCGGGACGUGCCGGCACCCCCGGCCCGAAGGGCCACCAGGGCCUGCCGGGGCCCAAGGGGGACAAGGGAGAGGGCGCGGAGGGGUCCCCAGGCGUGCCAGGGCUGCAGGGGCCCCCCGGCGUGGAGGGGGCCCCGGGAAUCGGGGUCCCGGGAAGAGACGGCGUCGAUGGGGCCAAGGGGCACGAGGGCCAGCCCGGCGUGAAGGGGGAGCAGGGAAACCACGGGCCCCCGGGGCAGCCCGGCCUGCCGGGGCCGCUAGGGCUCCCUGGGAUGGGCAGCCCGGGGAGGGACGGCACCCCGGGGCGGCCGGGAGAGAAGGGCAGUCAGGGCCUCCGGGGGAAACCGGGCCUGCCUGGCAGGCUCCCGCCCGGUGCGAAGGGCGACCGCGGCGAGUCCGGGCCGCCCGGCCUGAAGGGCCCCGAGGGCCACGUGGGGCCCAAGGGGGAGCCGGGGCUCAACGGGCCCCCGGGGUUGCCUGGGGUGGACGGCCUCACCGGAGAACGGGGGGCCCCGGGCCUACCCGGACCGCCUGGCGACGGGGGGCCCGUCGGAGCUCCGGGCGGGGACGGCGCGCCCGGCGAUCGGGGCCCCGCCGGGGAGGCCGGUAGGCCGGGCCCCAAGGGGGACGCCGGACACAAGGGCCUCACGGGUCCCAAGGGCCCCGCGGGCCCCGGCGGACCCCAGGGCGAACGCGGCCCCAAAGGGUGGCCCGGAAGCAAGGGGCACGCGGGCUCCCCGGGGCCGCAGGGACCGCAGGGGGUGUGCGAGUGCGGCCGGCAGGACGGAGCCUCCGUCGGUGCCCCCGGUCCGCCCGGGCCGCCCGGCCCCCCGGGGCCGCCCGCGACCUACCAGCCGCCGCCCGGCGGCCACGAGCUCCUGGGCGACCUCCAGGGGCGAACGAUGCCACUCCGACCGGGCGGGGGGUUCAACGGGGAGGCCGAUCCGGGCCCGGCGCUCGGAGGCGGUGUGGCCUACCGGCUGGAGCCUGCCACCUCCCGCGGCCCUCCCGACUCGCCGCCCGGCCCCGCCGGCAUGAAGUUCCCCAUUCUGGCCAAGGUGGCGAAGAAAACGGUGGGCGUCAAGGAGCACCACGUCCACCACCACCACUACAUGAGCGCCGUCAAGGUUCCCGUCCUGCCCUUUGCUCCCUUCCCCGAUCAGCAGCAGCAGCAGAUGCAGCAGCAGCAGCAGCAACAGCAGCAGCAGCAGAUGCAGGUCCAGUUUCACACUCAGCAGCAGCACCAGCAGCAGCACCAGCAGCAGCAGCAGCACCAGCAGAUACCGCCACAGCAGCAGCAGCCGGCCCGGUCGGCGUUCUCCGUCCGCCUGUCGGAGGCGUACCCACCGGCGGGGAGUCCGAUAGUCUUCGACGAGGUCUUCUACAACGGCGAGGGCGCCUACGACGUGGCGAGCGGCGUGUUCACGUGCCACAUCGGCGGCCUCUACUACGUCUCCUACAGCUUCCACGUGCGGGGCAGCCGCGCCUGGGUGGCGCUCUUCCGCAACGGCGAGCCGGUGCUCUUCACGUACGACGACGGAGAUGGCGGCGGCGGCGGCGACGGAGCUGCCGGCGUCGGCGGAGCGGACGGCGGGGACGGGGUUGGUGACGGCGGCGGAGGCAACAACGGCGGAGGGAACGGCGGCAACGGCGGAGGGAACGGCAGCGGCGGAGGAAGAGGAGGGAUGGUUGACCACGCGUCGGGAGCCGUGGCCCUGCCUCUGGUGGCGGGCGACCGCCUCUGGCUGCAGAUCCCCUCGGAGGAGGCGGCGGCGCUGUACGCGGCCGAGCACGUGCACGCCGCCUUCACCGCAUUCAUGGUGUUCCCCCUGUGAGCGGGGAGGCGGGGCGGGAGG